AGCGUGAGAGAGAGAGCGAGAACUUGCAUUUACAUUCUAUGGUCAGGAGCGUGACGAUUUCAGAGACGAGCCGGAGACCCAAAUAAUUAAAUAUUUCCACCUACAGCAGAUAUGGGCGGUCAGGCCUCGCUGGUGCAGGGUGCCCAUGUGGUUGUUGUGGGCGGUGGUUUCGGAGGCAUCGCAGCAGCUCAGCAGCUGAAAUCACAAGGGUUCAGCUUCACUCUGAUCGACAUGAGAGACGCUUUUCAUCACAACGUGGCAGCACUGAGAGCAUCUGUGAAACCCGGCUUUGCUCAGCGAACCUUCAUCCCGUAUGCUGCGACGUUUGGAGAUAGCUUUGUUCAGGGUCGAGUGGAGCGAGUCAACACAGACACACAGACGGUGGUCCUGGCAGGAGGCAAGGAGAUCCAGUACACACACCUCAUCCUGUGUACUGGGACCGAUGGAGCUUUUCCCGGGAAAUUCAACACGGUGGCUUCAUAUCAGACCGCCAUUCAAACAUAUGAGGACUUUGUAAAGCAGGUCCAGACAGCAGACUCUGUGUUAGUUGUCGGAGGAGGCUCGACUGGUGUGGAGAUGGCUGCUGAGAUCAAAACAGAGUAUCCUGAGAAGAGGGUGGUUCUGAUCCACUCGAGAAUCGAUCUGGCCGACCCAGAGCUCCAGCCAAGCGUCAGACAAGAAGCUAAAAUGGUUCUGGUUGAAAAAGGAGUGGAGCUGCUCCUGGGUCAGAAAGUUUUGAAUUUGUCAGAGCUGCAGCUGAACGUGACCCAGAAGAACACAAUCGUUACCACUGAUAAAGGAACCAGCCUGACCACAGAUCUUAUCAUCAGCUGUGUCGGACUAAAGAUCAACUCUGCAGCUUACGCCUCCAGCUUCUCCGGAUGUCUGGCUGAAAACGGAGCUCUGAAGGUGAAUGAGCACCUGCAGGUCAAAGGUUAUUCCAACGUCUACGCCGUGGGCGACUGCGCAGACAUUAAUGAGCCCAAGACGGCGUACCAUGCUGGACUACAUGCUGCUGUCGCCGUUACCAACAUCAGCUACAGUCUGAACGGGAAUGAGCUGACCCCAUACCACACAGGAAGCAUCACCAUGCUGCUGGCGAUGGGCCAUGACGAUGGUGUGGGUCAGUUCAAUGGGUUUAAGUUGCCUCGUUGUCUGGUUGCCCUUGGAAAGAGUCGAGGUCUUCUGCUGUGGAAAAGCUGGCGGGAGAUGGGGCAGAAACAACCCUGAUAGGACCAAACAGACUUCUCACACAAAUGUUCUGUAACAAGCAGGUUCUCCCUGACAGCUGGUGAAUUGAAACGCUUGAUCCUCAAUGGGUCUAUUGAUCAGUUUCAGAUCAGUUCAUGUUUUUUCUGGACUUCUUGUGUUACAGGUUUGAGGUGAGGGAUAACAAAAUCUUGCCAUCAGUUACAUUGUAAUAGUCAUCGCCAGAGUUGCCUCUUCAUUCUGAACAGCUAAGUUGUUUCUGUUCAGCUCAUCUGUGUUAUUUAUAUGAAACUUUGUUUAACCUGAAGACAGAAGUGUGGCAGUGUCUUUCCAUUAAACACUUGUCUAGCAGAAAAGAAAGUCAGAUUUCUUCUUUCAUCUGAUACCAAAAAAAAAACUGCCUCGUGAAAUUUUCUUGAAGUUUUCCUUAAAUGUGUCUGGUCAAAUUCAGCUUUACAUAAACAUUUAACCAAUCUAUUUUUGUAUCAGAUCUAUUGAAUAUUUACUGUACAUCUGUGUCUACACUCUAGUCUGUAUACGUCAAACUUCCUUAAAUACAUAAAUAUUGUUAUUAAUUAUUCACUGUUUUAACUUAAUCUUGACUAUACUCUAACAUGAAGCAUUUUGUUACUUACAAACCAACAGAAGCCUCAUAAUGUGUUCAAGGUUUUGUGCAAAUUAAACCUUAAAUGUUUCUUUAAUCAAGUUGUAGCUUGGAAAACUUUAAAUGAAAGAAAUGAAGUACUGAUGUAUAAACAGCUUCUUUAUUAUAUUCUUUCAGACUAUAAAUAAAAUAUUUUACACCUGAAAAA
Labrus bergylta (ballan wrasse) is the source of this 2021-nucleotide messenger RNA. It is a transcript of the gene aifm2, whose product is annotated as apoptosis inducing factor mitochondria associated 2. Gene Ontology annotation, molecular function: electron-transferring-flavoprotein dehydrogenase activity; flavin adenine dinucleotide binding. NCBI's taxonomy places the organism in Eukaryota, Metazoa, Chordata, Actinopteri, Labriformes, Labridae. The record is from RefSeq and is a predicted model, not a curated record. Gene Ontology annotation, biological process: positive regulation of apoptotic process; apoptotic mitochondrial changes. Gene Ontology annotation, cellular component: mitochondrion; cytoplasm.